AUGCUGCGCAGAAGCACCGUUGUCUCGUGGAUUCUUGCAGUUUGUUGUUUCAGGUUGCUGAAAUUUGCGGAGGCUCAGGUGCCGCGAGAAGAAGUAAAUGUUCUUCGACAAAUUGCCACUACAAUGGGUGCAACAAACUGGAGCUUCAAUGCUGAUACAUGUGAAGUGGAGGCUAUCACACCAUCGCCACCAAGUGGAUCUGAGGGUUAUGUUGAAUGUAACUGCAACUUUAAUAACCACACUGUCUGCCGUGUCACGAAAAUUGUCAUAAAGAGUUAUGAUCUUCCUGGAGUUCUUCCACCUGAACUUGUGCAGCUCCCCUACCUCAAAUUUAUUGAUUUUGCCUACAAUCUCCUCACUGGUACAAUCCCACAAGAAUGGGCUACAAAACAGUUGAAUUCCAUCUCUGUUCUUGUAAACCGGUUAUCAGGGGAAAUACCAAAGUAUUUAGGAAACAUGACAAAUCUCACUUACAUGAACCUUGAAGCAAACCAAUUCUCAGGGGCUAUUCCAUCAGAACUUGGGAAGUUAAUAAACUUGGAAACUCUGAUACUGUCCUCGAACCAAUUGACUGGGAAUCUGCCAACAUCAUUUUCAAGACUAACAAAUUUAAAUGAUUUUAGGGUAAGUGAUAACAGCUUAAGAGGACCAAUACCUGACCUUAUUCAGAACUGGAAACAGCUUAGCAAACUAGAAAUGCACGCGAGUGGAUUAGAGGGGCCAAUUCCUUCACAAAUAUCUCUCCUGACUGCGUUAACAGAUUUGAGAAUUAGUGAAAUAAAAGGGCCGCCUGAGGAAUUUCCUAUGCUGAGGAGUAGUACAGACCUAGAGACCCUGGUGUUGAGAAACUGUAACAUUUACGGAAGAAUCCCUCGAUAUAUUUGGAGACUUAGAGUUCUGCACAUGCUGGAUGUCAGUUUCAAUAAGUUAGAGGGGGAGAUUUCAAGAGACAUUGCAAGAAAACUGAUAGUUGUGUUCGUUACUGGCAACAUGCUGACUGGAAAUAUACCUGAUACAAUCUUGAAGGAUGGAAGCAAUAUUGAUCUUUCUUACAAUAAUUUUACUUUGCAAGGCCCAGAGCAACCUGCUUGUCAAGAAAACACGAAUCGAAACGUUAACUUGUUCAAAAGCUCAUUGACAUCGAACAUGAGUCAGCGGAUGCUUCCUUGUACAAAGGAUAUAGCCUGCCCUAGAUAUCAGUGUUCUUUACAUGUUAAUUGUGGUGGAAAUGAUUUGACUGUAGAAGAAAGCCAUGGAAGAGUUAUAUAUCAAGGAGAUGUGUAUGGCGAUUCUGCAAGAUAUUUAAGUAGUAGUCAUUGGGGCUUUACUGGCAUCGGGGACUUCAUGGAUGAGCCUAAUUACCAAAAUUCACGUCCUAUCAAAACUACAGCAACAACAAAUCUCUCUGAGUUGUAUAGUACAGCACGUCUUAAUCCUCUUUCACUUACAUAUUUUCAUCAUUGCCUGGAGGAUGGGAGUUACAACGUGAGCCUGCACUUUGCUGAAAUACUUUUCACAAAUGACAAUACAUAUUACAGUCUUGGAAGGCGGAUGUUUGAUAUAUAUAUCCAGGAAGAAUUAGUCUGGAAAGAUUUUAACAUCGAAGAUAAGGCUCGAGGAGCAAAAAGGCCCGUUAUUGUACAUUUCAAUGUCACAGUGACAGAUAAUAGCUUGGAGAUCCGAUUUUACUGGGCUAGCAGAGGGACUGCGCGAAUUCCUAAUAGAGGAGACUAUGGUUCCCUUGUAUCAGCUAUUUCGGUUAAUCCAAAUUUCAGAAUUUGUUCGAAUGGAAGCAAAAAGAUUGUAACUGCUUAUAUAAUAGUGGGAGUUUUGUCAGCAUUCGCUUUUUUCAUGAUACUUGGCAUCCUUUGGUGGAAAGGCUAUUUGAGAGGGAAAAAACAAGCCAGAAAAGGUUUUGAAGAUCUAGAAUUGCAAACUGUAGCUUUUAGUUUGAAACAAAUUAAAGCUGCCACUAACAACUUUGAUGCUACAAACAAGAUCGGAGAAGGUGGUUUCGGUUCUGUGUACAAGGGUCAACUAUCUGAUGGUACCGUAAUAGCUGUGAAGCAGCUAUCAUCUAGAUCAAGGCAAGGAAACCGUGAAUUUCUGAAUGAGAUUGGCAUGAUUUCGUGUUUACAACAUCCAAAUCUCGUCAAACUGCAUGGAUGCUGUAUUGAAGGAGAUCAAUUGCUGGUCGUGUACGAGUACAUGGAAAAUAAUAGCCUUGCUCAAGUUUUAUUCAAUUCAGAGGAAAGCCGCCAAUUAAUUCUAGAUUGGCCAACAAGAUUCAAGAUAUGUAUUGGAAUUGCUCGAGGAUUAGCUUUUCUUCACGACGAAUCAAGGCUCAAAAUAGUUCACAGAGACAUUAAAGCCACUAACGUGUUGCUAGAUAGAGAUCUAAAUCCGAAAAUAUCGGACUUCGGAUUGGCUAGGCUUAACGAAGACGAGAAGACUCAUAUUAGCACAAAAGUUGCUGGAACAAUAGGAUAUAUGGCACCUGAAUAUGCACUCUUUGGAGUUGUAGCUUUGGAAAUUGUCAGUGGCAAAAGCAAUAGUAAUUACAUGCCAAACCACAAUUUCAUUUGCCUUUUGGAUUGGGCUUCUCACUUGCAAGAAAGUAAAAACACAGACGAACUUGUUGAUCCGAGGUUGGGUUUUCGAGUUAACAAAGAGGAAGUAGGAAGAAUGGUGAAAAUAGCUCUCCUGUGUACCAACUUAACGCCGUCCGUCAGGCCUACAAUGUCCGAAGUAGUUCAAAUGCUUGAAGGACAAAUGGUGAUUCCAGAUGUUCUCACGAUAGGAAGUAUGUAUACAGAUGAUAUGAGGUUUAAAACCAUGAAAGACUUCAAUUGGGAGAGGCAAAGCGGAAGUUCCAGUGGAAGGCAAACUCAGAAUUCAACAACAAUACGAGCAGAUGCAGAUUUUUCUUCAUCUACCGCCGAUCUUUACGAAAUCACUAGAGAUACAAUAUCAUAUUGA
Fraxinus pennsylvanica is the source of this 2979-nucleotide messenger RNA. The record is from the annotation of a GenBank genome assembly. Lineage: Eukaryota; Viridiplantae; Streptophyta; Magnoliopsida; Lamiales; Oleaceae.